AGGGCCCACAUUUGGACCAUAGAAAUAAAUUAUCAUAAAUAUUAGCUUGAUAAUAUAAUAGUCAAUUUUCUUUUUGGAGGCUUCUCUGUGACCUCAGGAUUCAUAUCACUUACUCCAGUUCACAGAUUGUUGACGUUUUGACUCUUUAAAAGUUCUGUCUACCUAUAUUUUCAAGUAUUUGGAUUAGAAGUUUAGAACUUAGGAAUUAUCUUCAAAAGUACUUCCAUGAUAUCAUAAUUUUGUUAGGAUUUAUAUAUAGAGAAACAGUGACCAGAGUUGUGGUUUUAGACCAUGUCGAUGUCCAAAACUUCUGCUUUUGGGGAACUGGAGGGAGUUCUAGAUUGGUAUUAGAGCCCUUUGUUUUCUUGGUGAAUCUUGUGCCCUAACAGUUUGGUAUCAAUAGGCCAAGGACCGCAUCUGCAAGUUAGUCCAAAGUGGCGCUGACAGUGGUGCUCGACUUGUGCUGGAUGGAAGGGAGAUUGUGGUUCCUCAAUUUGAGGAUGGCAACUUUAUUGGUCCAACUGUGUUGGCUGAUGUUAAAAGUGAUAUGGAGUGUUACCAGGAGGAAAUUUUUGGUCCAGUUCUUCUCUUGAUGAAGGCAGAGAGCCUAGAUGAUGCCAUACAAAUUGUAAACAGAAACAAGUAUGGCAAUGGGGCUUCCAUCUUUACCACAUCUGGUGUCUCAGCAAGGAAAUUUCAGACGGACAUUGAAGCUGGCCAGGUGGGUAUCAACGUGCCGAUCCCGGUACCCCUGCCGUUCUUCUCCUUCACGGGUAGCAAAGCUUCCUUCGCCGGAGACUUGAAUUUCUACGGCAAGGCGGGCGUGCAGUUCUUCACCCAGAUCAAGACCAUCACGCAGCAGUGGAAGGAGUCGUCUCCCCAGCGCGUUUCUCUCUCCAUGCCCACCUCGCAGAAGUGAAGUCACCCGAGCUGACUCAUGUAUGUGGAAAUAAACCCAGGCAUUGAUGUGGAAUUUAAGCUUCACAGGAGUUGCCUUUCAUUAAGGGUAACUCUUGUGAUGUCUUUCAUUGUGCUGCCGGUAAUAAGAAAAUCCCAGAUUAGACGACCGAAUCACACGCACAGCAGAGCAUGUAUUUGUACAGGGACCAAAUUAAUGUGUACAUGCAAUGGCUCGA
Molecule: messenger RNA, 1136 nt
Organism: Triticum urartu
Lineage: Eukaryota; Viridiplantae; Streptophyta; Magnoliopsida; Poales; Poaceae
Source: RefSeq, a predicted model, not a curated record